UUUUUAAUGGAAUGAAACAGCCUGGUCUGAGGAUAAGCUGACAGGGCUGGCCAAGUGCUCCAUAUUUGGGUUACACACUCACACACAUACAUUCACACACACACACACGUACGCACGCCUUUACACACAUACGCACGCACACACACACGCGGGAGGUGGGAACACAGAGGGAGAAAGAGAGAUUAGCUCGGCUGCAGCAGACGCCGUCGUGCUAGUGGAGGCGAAGCGGGCACAGGGAGCGGGGAGCCGGCAUCAGCAGUCACUUCCGUGCACAUCCGGCGCACAGGAAUGGUGAGAACAGCUGGAGCCAGGAAGACACAGAUGUGGACAAAUAAAGUGGCACUUGCAGACAGUCCCAUCGCAAUCCAGCACAAGAGAGAUUUAUACAGACCUGCUAUACAGAUAGCUGGACCCUGAGCUUUCCCUGAACAGCUACGUGGUCAUCUGGACGCAGUCUACUCAUCUCAUCUUUCUGGGCCGAGCUGAAAACCUGAGGACACGUGCUGUGCUGGGAUUGUAAGAACUCCCAUGGGCCACUUCACACACUGAUGCACUGGAGGGAGAACACAGGAGCUGAACCUGAAUGAGGUUUCUGCUGCAGUCUGGAGGCUUGCUGUCAGAGAGAAAUGAUUCCGCAUGAAUCGUCGCAAGCGCUCUCUCUCAGCAGGCAUGUGUUCUGUUGCUUUCGAUUGAGAUCAGUGUCCAUCCAGCCCUAAGCACAGAAAAAAAGCUCCCAUCACCUCAGUCUUCUCUCUACACCAUAACACCAGCCUUAUAGCAGGUGGCAUAAGCAGAAUAUAAGAGAGAAGUGCAGAGGAAAAGAGUGUUAAAGACAGAUAAAGCAAAAAGAAACCAACUUGAAGAGAUACAGCAGGAUACAUUCAUCAUGAAGUCAAACCAUGAACGAAGCAAUGAGUGUUUACCCCCAAAGAAACGGGAAAUUCCAGCAUGUACCCUUCCCUCUGAGGAUAGGCCUAUGGUAAUGGCGCCUGCCAGCGAGAGCCAGCGAGGAGGGAACCUUGCUUGGCUUGCCAGCAUGGCCAGCAGCCAUGAGAGCAACAAGCAGCGCACCAGCAGCUCAGCCGAAGCCGGCGGUCCUCAUUCUAAACCAACAGUGUCCACUGUCGAGUCCACUCGUGCACUACUAACUGCAGCAUCUACAAUACCCACGGUGUGUACUUCACCACUUUCUCAACAGGCGGGCACCAUCCAGUACUCUCCCAUGCCACCCAACUUGCACUUUAUCAGCCCCCCAUAUGCAUCUCCCUAUGCUAGCUAUAUUUCUCCCCUUGUGCCCCCUGCAGCCACCACCACCACGUCCUCCCAUCGACACACUGAAGCCUACACUGGCACUACAAAUUCUCUAGCAUCCAAACCAGAUCCAGUCAUUUCCACUUCAGACUGCAUACCUCAACCCCAUUCCACCCAAUUUGUUCAAAUUUCCAGUUCCCAACUCAGUGUAGUGCCUUGUACUGCAUCCUCACCCCAAAGCCAUCUUCCUCUUCACCUACAACAGUCACUAGCUCUAAGUGGGUCCUCUCAGCUCCUACUUCACUACUCCGAAACACCCAUGCUUAAAAAGGAAGAUAGCAGACCUAGGGAGAUGCUAAACGGUGAGCAGGAAAGGGGCCGUCGCUUUAACCAGCCUUCAGAAUCCAAGGUCAGCAGCUUAGCAAAAGGGUCUUUAUCCACCCAGCACCACCACAUCCACCAGCGAGACCACUAUGACAACCGGCACAUGACAAUUCCACCAGAGUAUGCACAGGAAAACACCAAUUUGAGGAACUCUUUAGUUUUAGUUCCCAACAGUCACAACCACAGCAGUGCUGAUCCAGGGGGAAAUCUAGACAAACUGCCUCCCCCUCUGGCCCCAGUUGAAAAAGGAGGUAUCUGCGCAGGCAAACCAGUUUCCCGCACUCCUUCCAGUACGUCUCUUCCAUUUCCACCUCCCUCUUUACCUGUGGAUGGUCUAAAGGCAGCAGUUACUACACUAUCACCCCAUGCAGUUAUCCACACCACACAUAGUGCAACUGAGCCACUGUCCCUUGGCCUCACGUCCACAAACUUCUACCAUGCCCAUCAGCCAAUUAUUGGGUACAUUGCAGGUGCAGGGCAGCCACAGUCUUUUAGUUACCACACCAGCCUGCCUCCACACCUGCUUAUCCCAGGAACCCAGCCUGUUAUUAUCCCGGUAAGUGGAGCAGAAGCUCCCGCCACGUCUACAGCACCAACUUUCGCUGCAGCACUGCCCCAUGCAUUUGUGACCUCAGCAGCACCCAAAGGCGAGUCCUUUGAGACACCAGCCUCCUACCCCCACCCGACAGGUGCUGUGGUUCAGGCCCAACUGCACUUGCCUAUCCUGCCGACUUGUGCUAGCCUGCCAGCUACUCCGCCUAUUCCUUCCACUCCUUCUCUACCACCCUAUUUUACCAAGGGUUCCAUCAUUCAACUAGCUGAUGGGGAGUUGAAACGCGUAGAGGACCUAAAAACAGAGGACUUCCUUCAGAGUGCAGAAAUCAGCAGUGAAUUGAAGAUUGACUCUAGUACUGUGGAGCGCAUCGACAGCAGCCAUACACCUAACUCUGCUAUUAUCCAAUUUGCAGUGGGAGAGCAUCGUUCACAGGUGAACGUGGAGGUGCUGGUGGAGUACCCUUUCUUUGUGUUCGGUCAGGGCUGGUCAUCUUGCUGUCCGGACCGGACCACUCAGCUGUUGGAACUGCCUUGCGCUCGGCUAGCGGUGGGCGAUGUUUGCAUUUCCCUCACUCUCAAGAACUUGAAAAAUGGCUCUUUAAAAAAGAACCAGGGGCAGAUUUCAGAUGCUACCAGUCUCGGGCCACCUCUUAAACCACCUUUUAAAGCACCCUCAGGAGUGACACGCAGGGCAGCACGGCACACAGAGCAGGAGAAUGGACUGGCCCAGUGUGGCAGACAGGGAGGUGUGAGCUCCCAGACAAGCAAAGAAAAUGGAGAACUAGGUGUCUGUGAGAAAGGAGCCUGGAAAAUCCCACUAUCCUCAGAAUCUAUCAGUAAACCUGCAGGCCGAAAGCGGAGAUGGUCAGCCCCAGAAGGUCGUAAAGUCGAGAAGCCUGAAGAGGAACCGCCCUCAACUCUUCCCAGGUCUUCAUUUAUCUCUCAGGAGGUCAAAAUCAGCAUUGAAGGCAGAUCGAAUAUUGGCAAAUGAAAGCCGAUUUGGACUUGUUUGUUGUUUUAUUUGAAUUGAAUGAAAAAAUAACCGUCAUAAUGUUCUUUCUUUCUUUUUUUUUUUUCAGAAUAUUGCUUUUUUUUUUAUAAUUUCAAAAUUGAAUUCUCUAAAUGUUUUUAUCCAGAUUAUUGUACUGUAGGCUAAAUCAAUUCACCGUAUACGCAUCAGCGUAUGAGUAGUGAUAUAACUGAAUAGGUGCAUUGAAUAUAUACAACCAAUUAGCGCAAAGGAUUUUUGUUCGGGACGACAAAGUUGUUCAUGUGGGAUUUCUGAGACCCCUGGGGUACAAAAUGUGUGAUCUCAGCUUUAGCUCCUUGCAUCCUAUUAUGACAUAUAAGAGUAUUUCACGUCACCCUAAACUUAACAAAAAUAUAUUUUAAAUGAACGAAUAGUGCGUUUUGCUGCCUUUAAAAUAAAAAAGGGGUAAAUCUGAGAUGACAGGCUUUGAUUGAAACAUUAAAUAUAAUAGCUAAUAUAAGCUAAUAUGCAAAUGAAGCCCAUGAAGCACUUGUUUAACAGGGGAAGUGAAUGGGUCUGGGUAUGCUUGUAGUAUCUCAAAUUUGGAUAUUCACAAAUCUGAAUAUUUUGAUAUUUAAAAAAUAAAAUGUAGGGGGGUAGGGGGUGAUUAAAUUACACCUGCUAAAGCAGCAAUUGAUGCUUAUGGUGAAGUAGUCCCAGUCCCAGCUCCAUGCAUGUGUAAGCUUAAAAAAGAAGGUUCAGCAUGGGGUGACAUUGCUCAGGGAGGCAGGACGGAAACCGCUCCUCCACUGGCUGCAGGAGUUUACAUAAUGUCAUCCAUCCUGCUCAAGCAGUCUCAUCUGACAUUUAGACAUAGACAACAGACAAUCUGAAGUCCAUCGCAAAUAAAAUUGAUGGUUUAGGUUCUUGGGGGUUUUAUCACCUUUUGUAUUCUACUUUUAGCAGAAAGAAGAUCAACCAAAUGCUAAACUAUAUAAGAUGAAUGAGAGAGAUCAAGCAAUGUCAUAAAGUGGUGCCAGUUGUUGCUCUUUAGUAAAGAAACUAAAAGAAUUGAAAUGGAUAGCGGAGUUUGCUUUUAUAUUUUCACCUUCGAACCUUUUUUUUUGUUUGUUUGUUUUUAUUUCCUUUUUUUUCGAUGAAUGAAUUGCAAUCAGAGGUCACUUUCAGUCAUGUAGGAUGGAUUUUUGUCUAUGUAUACAUUUGGAUCGUUGAAAUAUUUUUAGCAUAAACGGAGACAUUUGCUUUCUAUUUUUUAGUUAAGAGUUUAGGAUUGAAGAGGAAGACAUGAAAAGUGAAAGGACGUCACCUGAGGAAGAGGAGAUGGAGGGACAGGUUAUCAAAGCAUUUAACACACCUGUCACACUCACCAGCUGAUAGAUAGUCUAAUCAAUUUAUUUAGUGUAUUAUUAUUAUUAUUAUUAUUAUUAUUAUUAUUAUUAUACAUCAUGAAAUGAACACAGUACUGUACAGCAUGUUGUAUGUGAGUGAUGGUGGAAUGUAGAAUGUAGCGUUCGGUGGAAGAGUCAGUUCACCCUAAUUCGGGGGUCUUGAUCUGUGAAAGAAUGAAUGUAAAAGGAUAACGUGAGGUGGAACAGUAAGCAGAGAAUACAGGAGAAUAGCAUUUGUUCCGAGGAAGCACUUUGUUUUUUGUUUUUUUUUCGCUCAGAGCUCAGCCUCCUCAGUAAAGGCCUAGACAGCAACAGCGGCUUUUUGAAUUGUAGCGUAGGCAGAGCUGUUGAAACAACUGCCAUUUUCCUGAAUAAAGAGAAGUGGGGCUCGAUGCGAAAGGUCAUGAGACUGUCCGAGUGAAUGGCGUGUGAAGCUUGAAAAAAGCGCACGUGAGUGACUCUGGAUGCAGAAAUCUUCGUCGGGGUGGGGGUGGGGGGUGGUCGGUUAAGGGGGUUUCAAGGAUGUCUUAUACAUAUGUUUGUGGAGCGUGCAUGCAUGUAUGUAUUUGGUAUGCACAAGUGUGCACACAAACACACAUCCACUUUUCACUUAUAUUAAUGUGUUAUAUGUGUUUUCCUGUACAUGCACAUGUAUAGAAAUGCAUAGUCUGUAUCUUGCCUCAGUGCAAGCAGAUAGGGUGUGUGGGAAUGUGUGCAUACUGAGUAUGUGUGUGCGUGUCUGUCAUAUAUUUGUAUGAAUGUUUUGUGUGUAUGCAAACACACUCUG
Molecule: messenger RNA, 5356 nt
Organism: Silurus meridionalis
Lineage: Eukaryota; Metazoa; Chordata; Actinopteri; Siluriformes; Siluridae
Gene: atxn1a
Product: ataxin 1a
Exons: 5
Coding region: 887-3181 (764 amino acids)
Biological process (GO): negative regulation of transcription by RNA polymerase II; nervous system development
Cellular component (GO): nucleus
Molecular function (GO): protein binding; RNA binding
Source: RefSeq, a predicted model, not a curated record